Molecule: messenger RNA, 1906 nt
Organism: Prosopis cineraria
Lineage: Eukaryota; Viridiplantae; Streptophyta; Magnoliopsida; Fabales; Fabaceae
Product: protein NRT1/ PTR FAMILY 3.1-like
Exons: 4
Coding region: 42-1811 (589 amino acids)
Biological process (GO): transmembrane transport
Cellular component (GO): plasma membrane
Molecular function (GO): transmembrane transporter activity
Source: RefSeq, a predicted model, not a curated record
GGCAAUGUCCAGAGGAGGAGCGCAGUACGUGGAGUAAGCAGAUGGAGAUGGAGAGCAACACUGCGGCUCAGGCAGAGACCGAACACCGUCGACGGCGACGACAAAGACGAGGAGGCCUCAGAACUCUGCCUUUCAUCCUCGCAAAUGAAGUGUGUGACAGAUUUGCUACGGCAGGAUUUCAUGCGAACCUGAUAAGCUACCUGACCCAGGAGAUGAACAUGCCUCUCGUAUCUGCCUCCAACACUCUCACCAACUUCUCCGGAGCUUCCAGCUUCACCCCUCUCAUCGGUGCUUUCAUUGCCGAUUCUUUUGCUGGCCGCUUCUGGACCAUAACCGUCGCUUCUCUCAUCUAUCAACUGGGUUUAAUUAGUAUUACUGUAUCAGCGAUACUGCCAUCUCUGCGUCCCCCGCCAUGUCCAACUCAAGUGAACUGCAAAGAAGCCUCGUUUUCUCAACUAUGGGUGCUCUAUGUGUCUCUCCUUCUCACAUCAAUUGGGUCCGGAGGUAUUAGGCCUUGCGUUGUGCCUUUUUCUGCAGACCAAUUUGACAUGUCCAGAAAAGGCGUCGCAGCCAGGAAGUGGAAUCUCUUCAACUGGUACUUCUUUGCCAUGGCGUUGGCUUCUUUAAGUGCUCUCACUGUGGUGGUUUACAUCCAAGACAACAUGGGUUGGGCAUGGGGGCUUGGUAUUCCAACCAUCGCCAUGCUCAUCUCUGUUAUCGCCUUUGUGUUAGGCUCACCACUUUACAAGGUUCAGAAACCAAGUGGGAGUCCUCUGCUUCGCUUGCUUCAAGUCAGUGUUGCUGCUAUGCACAAGAGGAAGCAGGUUCUGCCCCAAGAUUCCAACCUUCUGUACCAAAAUAAGCAGCUUGAUGCUCAAAUUUCCUUGCACGGAAGGCUUCUUCACUCUGAUCAGUACAAGUGGUUGGAUAAAGCAGCAAUAGUAACAGAGGAGGGAGCCAGAGAUGCGAAUGCUCCUCUAAACUUAUGGACAUUAGCCACUGUGCAUAGAGUUGAGGAGCUAAAAUGCAUAAUUAGAAUGCUUCCCAUUUGGGCGGCUGGCAUAUUGCUCGUAGCCUCUUCAUCACACCUUCAUAGCUUUGUGAUCCUACAAGCUCGCUCCAUGAAUCGCCACCUCGCUCAUUCAUUCCAAAUCCCACCAGCCACCAUGUCCAUCUUCAGUGUGCUAACCAUGAUGUUCGGUGUUGUUCUGUACGAACGCCUCUUUGUUCCCUUGGCUCGUAGAUUCACAGGGAACCCUUCCGGGAUCACGUGCCUACAGAGAAUGGGAGUGGGAUUUGUUGUUAGUAUUGGAGGCACAGUGGUUUCGGCACUUGUGGAAAUGAAGAGAAAAUCAGUCGCUUUCAAGUACCACUUACUGGAUGAUCCAAAAGCUACUAUUCCCGUCAGCGUGUUCUGGUUGGUACCUCAAUACUUUCUUCAUGGGGUGGCUGAAGUUUUCAUGUCUGUAGGACAUUUGGAGUUUCUGUACGACCAGUCUCCUGAGAGUAUGAAAAGCAGUGCUUCAGCCCUGUAUUGCAUAACCACAGCCAUCGGGAGUUAUAUAGGAACCAUGAUGGUGUCUUUGGUUCAUGACUACAGUGGGAAGGGAAGUAAUUGGCUUCCUGAUAGGAAUAUAAACAGGGGAAAAUUGGACUAUUAUUACUUUCUAGUUAGUGGGAUUCAGGUUAUAAAUCUGAUUUAUUAUCUGAUAUGUGCUUGGCUUUACACUUACAAGCCCCUGGAAGAAGUUAGUGAGAUAAUGAACCAAGAGUCCAAAAGUCAAAUGGGAGGUGUAAAGCAAGAGAUAUAGAACAUUUAAAAAAAAAAAAAAAGAACGUUCGACUUGUUUGUCUUGAUGUGUGCAUCCACUUACAUUUAUUCUUGAAAUCUAAAAAAAUUAUAGUA